GAAUGUCUUUUCAUAAGCUUCAAAGUGUCUGUAAAAGUGAUUGUUCGUAAUAAAAAGAGUUCUUCACUAGUUUUUAUUUUUUUUCCUUCAAUUUUACUUCCAUUUGGGUCCAAAUGGUUUGCAAUCAAAAUCAAAAUCAUCGCCCAUUUUGUUCUGUAAUGAUAGAAAAAUUUUGGGCGGACUAAACAACCAAAACUAAGUCCAAAGAAAACCCAAAAAGGUUCAUUGUUUAAUUCUCCUACCACUUCUUAUGAUUGUUUGUCUCACUGACAAUCCAAAGUUCUUUGUGUCUCCCUCACCCCCAUUCCUCUGUAUAUGUAUCUAUGAAAUCAGUCUUUUUCUAAAGAGAGAGUGAGAGAGAGAGAGAGAGAAGAUUCAAAAAGGAAGAGAGAUGGCAGGCAUAGCUGGUGCUUGUUCUGCUGGUUUGGUGUUCAAGACCGAAGAGUCAUGUAACAAUGGAGCUUCUCUGUUUCAAUACAAUGGGUUGAGACCAGUUGAGAGCAAGCAAGCGACUUCAGUUAGGUCUAGAACUAAUGGGUUCAUUUCUACUUCAGCCUCGAAAUGCAGUAGAAUCAAGGCCAUGUCCUCUCCAUCUGUUUCAGCUCCCAAACGGGAAACAGAUCCCAAGAAAAGGAUUGUCAUAACAGGAAUGGGCCUUGUUUCAGUUUUUGGCAAUGACAUUGAUACAUUCUACAAUAAACUUCUUGAUGGAGAAAGUGGCAUCACUCUUAUUGAUAAAUUCGAUGCUUCGACUUUCUCUGUUCGAUUCGCUGGUCAGAUUCGCAACUUCUCUUCCAAAGGCUACAUUGAUGGCAAGAAUGAUCGACGUCUAGAUGAUUGCUGGAGGUACUGCUUGGUUGCCGGGAAAAGAGCCCUUGAAGAUGCCAAGCUCAGACCUGAAGUCCUUGAAACUAUGGACAAAACAAAAAUUGGGGUUCUAGUGGGAACAGGAAUGGGAGGUUUGACAGCAUUCAGCAAUGGGGUUGAGGCUCUUAUUCAGAAGGGAUAUAAGAAGAUAUCUCCAUUUUUCAUCCCUUAUUCAAUCACCAACAUGGGAUCAGCAUUAUUAGCUAUAGAUACCGGCUUAAUGGGACCCAAUUACUCAAUUUCAACGGCUUGUGCAACUGCAAACUACUGCUUUUACGCAGCUGCAAAUCACAUUAGAAGAGGCGAAGCAGAUAUCAUGGUUGCUGGUGGGACUGAGGCUGCUGUCAUGCCUUCUGGGAUUGGUGGCUUUAUUGCUUGUCGGGCUUUAUCUCAAAGGAACGAUGAACCCCACAGAGCUUCCAGGCCGUGGGAUAAAGAUCGUGAUGGUUUUGUCAUGGGAGAAGGCUCUGGUGUUCUGAUUAUGGAGAGCUUAGAGCAUGCAAUGAAAAGAGGAGCGAAUAUAAUUGGAGAGUACUUGGGAGGUGCAGUAACAUGUGAUGCUCAUCACAUGACUGAUCCUCGGGCAGAUGGCCUUGGAGUUUCAUCUUGUAUAACCAAGGCUUUGGAAGAUGCUGGAGUUUCCCCCGAGGAGGUGAACUAUGUGAAUGCUCACGCAACGUCUACCCUUGCUGGGGAUUUAGCAGAGGUUAAUGCUCUCAAGAAAGUCUUUAAGGACACAUCUGAGAUGAAGAUGAAUGGAACUAAGUCUAUGAUUGGGCAUGGGCUCGGAGCUGCUGGUGGAUUGGAAGCCAUUGCAACCAUUAAAGCAAUCAACACUGGCUGGCUUCAUCCAACCAUUAACCAAAAUAACUUGGAGCCUGAUGUCACUGUCGACACUGUCCCAAAUGUGAAAAAACAGCACGAAGUCAAUGUUGCUAUCUCCAACUCAUUUGGCUUUGGCGGGCAUAAUUCAGUGGUUGCUUUCACCUCCUUCAAGCCCUAAACGAAGCAUAAUCAAAUUAGCUUCUCUCCUUCCAUUUUUGCUUUAGAGAAGAUUGAUUUUGGGAUCAUACAACUGUCGGAAAUGUAAUAAAGAAAAUUUGAGCAUCAGAAUCAUUUAUGUUGUAUGAGUGGUGGUAUCAAUGUAGCCUUAUUUCUUCAUUUUCUUCACAACCCAUAGUCUAUUUGAUGAGAACUGAUUCACAAUCUAUCAAUGAAUAAAAUUGUCUUGCUAUUUUCUUGAUCUA
Molecule: messenger RNA, 2114 nt
Organism: Camellia sinensis
Lineage: Eukaryota; Viridiplantae; Streptophyta; Magnoliopsida; Ericales; Theaceae
Product: 3-oxoacyl-[acyl-carrier-protein] synthase I, chloroplastic
Biological process (GO): fatty acid biosynthetic process
Cellular component (GO): mitochondrion
Molecular function (GO): 3-oxoacyl-[acyl-carrier-protein] synthase activity
Source: RefSeq, a predicted model, not a curated record